Desarmillaria tabescens is the source of this 783-nucleotide messenger RNA. RefSeq lists its product as uncharacterized. The transcript has 6 exons. Bases 1 to 783 code for a protein of 260 amino acids. NCBI's taxonomy places the organism in Eukaryota, Fungi, Basidiomycota, Agaricomycetes, Agaricales, Physalacriaceae. The record is from RefSeq and is a predicted model, not a curated record.
AUGUCCAGCGAUCGUCAAAUCGGAAGCCAUUGCCUGUCCAGCUUGCUUGAUGACCCGAUCUUGGUGGGAACUGUGGAGAACACGAACUACGGUAUCGACCCCGUCCUUGAAUAUGAUGACGGCCUGUUCGUGGGUUACACGCACACCGGGAAGAUGAACAUUUUCGACACACCUGAAUUUGAGCACAAUCGUUAUGUUUUGGGACCUCAGUUUGGACGUCAGCAAACUUUACGAUUUGGAGGAUCCCCCAUAACGCCGGCCACCACUCUCACCGGAGAUGGUGGUGUUCCUAGGGAGAAUUCGGGCCCUGGCGGAGGAGGGGAGCGUCGGGGGACCUGCCCUCGGGUUCGUACCCUCCAUGAAGAUUUUCCAUCUUCUACUAUCGCCGAAGCCGGCUCUGUUUCUUCCACGAUCAACUAUCACGCCCCCGUCAACUUCGACUACCAUCCCAAAGCCAAGCCAUGGUGGGAUCGAGGCAUCACAGUCACCAGCUUGGUGGUGGAGGUGUCGGAGGAAAUAACGGAAGAGGCUUUGGGGAAAAUAGUGGUGAAUAUGGAGGUGAAGGGCAACCUCAUCGACUUCUUCUGGUAUUAUGAGCCGUCUUUGAUCACGAAGAUAACUGAAGAUAACAUCUAUCCCGAGGCCUUUUUUGACAUCCUCUGCCUCAGUCCUUAUGGCCACUUUACUGUCUACAUCGGAUUCUGCCUCGACCACAUUAGCGGUCUCGUUUGUGUUCGAUCUCGGUGCACCACUCCAACCUAUACUAUGCUCUUGGGCCGGUGA